Molecule: messenger RNA, 4283 nt
Organism: Cololabis saira (Pacific saury)
Lineage: Eukaryota; Metazoa; Chordata; Actinopteri; Beloniformes; Belonidae
Gene: tfap4
Product: transcription factor AP-4 (activating enhancer binding protein 4)
Exons: 7
Coding region: 276-1271 (331 amino acids)
Biological process (GO): regulation of transcription by RNA polymerase II
Cellular component (GO): nucleus
Molecular function (GO): DNA-binding transcription factor activity, RNA polymerase II-specific; protein dimerization activity; RNA polymerase II cis-regulatory region sequence-specific DNA binding
Source: RefSeq, a predicted model, not a curated record
ACACUCCCUGCAGAGGGAGAAGGGGAGGGAGACAGAGAGAGGCAGAGCGCCGCCACACACAACGAGGGAACCCCAUCAGCUGGAAGUCGAGUAACAUUACAACUCUCAGCAGCCCUGAAACAACUACAUUAAACACACGAGGGAUUCUUCUUUGAGGAUUAAACCUGGAUAUUUCCCCCUUCUAACGUCAUCAGUUUUUGUUUUAUUCUGCGGAGACUGUUGGCUAUUAUUUUUCAUUUUUUUUAAGAGGGGGACCAAACUGGCGAAAGGCGAGCAUGGAGUAUUUCAUGGUGCCAGCUCAGAAGGUGCCCUCAUUGCAACAUUUCAGGAAAACGGAAAAAGAAGUGAUUGGUGGUCUUUGUAGCCUGGCCAACAUUCCUCUGACCCCAGAAACAGCCCGGGACCAAGAGAGGCGGAUUCGCAGGGAGAUUGCCAACAGCAAUGAGCGUCGGCGUAUGCAGAGCAUCAAUGCUGGAUUCCAGUCACUUAAAACACUCAUCCCACACAGCGAUGGAGAAAAGCUCAGCAAGGCUGCCAUCCUGCAACAGACAGCAGAAUACAUUUUUACUUUGGAGCAGGAAAAGACACGGCUAUUGCAGCAGAACAGUCAGCUCAAACGAAUCAUACAGGAGUUAAGUGGUUCCUCCCCCAAAAGGAGGCGUGCCGAGGAGAAGGACGAAGGAAUCGGCUCACCGGAUAUCCUGGAGGAGGAGAAGACCGAGGACUUGAGGAGGGAGAUGAUCGAGCUGAGGCAGCAGCUGGAGAAGGAGCGUUCAAUCAGGAUGAUGCUGGAAGAUCAGAUGCGUUCUAUUGAUGCUCAGUUGUACCCGGAGAAACUGAAGGCCAUGGCCCAGCAGUUGCAGGAGCAGCAGGCCCAGACACAGGGCCCUGUCCAUCUGCAGCAGCAGAAACAGCUGGAGAGGGACCUCACUCCAGCCCACAGCCCUCAGGUGUUGGCCCCUGCGACUCCUCCUGUGCCUACACACCAUGCCACAGUCAUUGUCCCCGCACCUGUUCAAACUCCUCAACCCCAUCACGUCACCGUGGUAACCAUGGGCCCAACAUCAGUUAUCAAUUCAGUGUCCACGUCUCGACAGAACCUGGACACCAUUGUUCAAGCAAUCCAGCACAUUGAGGGCACCCAGGGAAAAGGCUGCGAGGAAGACAAGCGGAGGGCGGUGAUCGUCACCUCAGGACGUGUCCUCUCCGACGCCGUAGGCUCAGACACGGCCUCAAACAGCGACGGGCCUGAUGACUGUUCACUGCCUUGAGUACACCCCGGAAGUCUUGCAUCCCACACACCUGCAUACAUGUGCACACUUACACACAAGAGGCCCGAGCAGACCAGGGCUGCAGGAGGCCACAAACUCACAGCACUCUCGUUCAGUGGACAUUGACAGGGCUGGUAGUCAAAUUGAAGCACUCAAUUUUAGUUUUUCUGUUUGUCUUUCUUUUCAGUGCACACCAGGGUGUACUGUGAUAGGCAGCCCGACUAGAUUGACACUUAUAUGCUCAAACAUGCAGGCUCUUCUGCAUCUUUCUCUGCUUACUUCUAGCCCCUGCUCUCUCAUUCAUACUCACAAACGCAUGUCUCUUCAUUGAUCCAUAGAAAGAUUUGUAGAGCGAAUAUGUUGCUGCCUGAAUUAUGAAAGCUCUCUGAAACUGGAGACUAGAUAUUUCAAAUGUACGCUAAACAUCUCCAUUAGCUACCAGGACCGUUCUUCUUGUGCGCCCCUGCAGCCAUGUGACUGAUCAGUGAAACAGGACAAAAGGUUAAUGAAGAGUCCCGGUGGUGUGGCGCCCCCACCGACCCAGCAUCUAAGCAUUUUCAUUAAGAUGGAGAUUCUUUUCAAACGUCAAUGCUCGACACCCGUCUGAACUGUUUGGAAAGACACUGUGAGCUAACAAGACUGUCCUGAAGUUACAACUUUUUAAUGUCAUGUUGAAAUAUGUUAUUUUACUUAGACAAGUCUACCUUUUUAAUGUUUUUUUUUUCCCUGAAAGGCUCAGCCAGAAAGUGAAGAGGAAAAAAAAAAAAAAGGCAAUGAGAAUUUCCAAGCCGUUUUCAUCGGCUGAUUGGUGCUCGGAGGAAAUUAUGAGAUAGUGCACUUACUGGUUCACAACUCGUGUUUUUGUUGGUUUCUGUUUUUGCUGGGCUGGGUUCCCAGUUUUCACGCAUAUGUGUUUGGCCUGUUCUUUGUUUUAUUUGUGGCCUGACACGCACACACACAAAAAAGAAAGAAAGAAAAUGAAAAGAUAAUAGCUUUGGCAUUUCUCUACAUCCUCCCCCUCUUCGACUAUUAAAGCACCUGGCUUGUAAAAUAAGCUAAACUGUGGGCCCUAUUGAGUAAUAUCUGCAAAGUGUGUGUUUUCAUGUUUGGAAGCAGGAGGGCGUAGUGGUACCCUGGACUCUGGCAGUCUGCAGCAGCACCACUUAUGCCUUGACAUGAAACACUUAACCCCACGGUUGUGACUGACAUACAAUCAUUUGUUUGCUCAAUCUUAAGAGCUUGUGUUAUUUACUGUCGGUGUAGUGUUUUUGUACAAAUGUUGGGACAUAUAUCAAAGCAGAGUAUGCUGAAAAAUAAGACCAGUUAAAUUGUACGUGUGGCACGGAAGUGACAGAACGGACUACUACCCAUGCUCUAUGCAUUUCCUUAUGUAGAUCAUCUGUCUUUCCGUGCAGUUUCUGUCUAUUGUACUAUGCUAAUCAAAUCAUUUUGCUCAAGUUAUAAUUUUAAAUGUGCUUUUUAGCCUAUAAGUCUCGGUUGACGGACUGAUUAACUCGUAGCGAGAGAAAGGCAGCAGAUUGCCGUACUAAUAGCCUGUUAGCGCAGGGAGGCACUGCAAAGCCAGCCUUAACACAGCCCUAGGUUUGAGAGAAGUACCCCGACUGGUUGGAGGCAGCUGAAAUCACUAUACCAUUACAAAAUGAGGUUUUAAAUACAACUGGAGCAUGUUGGAAUAAAUGCUCCCAGUUAUUUUAUCAAAUUCUUUUGCAUUCGUUUUAUGUUGUUUGCCUCAAAGGGAACAGGAUAUAGAAUUAUAUUCAAAUUAUCCUGAUAAUUCUUUGUCAGAGGCAUUCUGAAUGUAUCAGCAUAUUGAUUUCUGCUCAGUUUUGCAUGUGGAUUUUUAAACCGUUAAGGCCCCUUAGUUUGAUCUAUUAAAGCCAGAUAUGUUGGGGGAGGACAAAAAAAGUCCACAGUGACACGUUGACAUUCCAUAAAAUAGUUUUUUUCCAAGUUUUCUCGUGAGGUUUCUUUUAUCUGGUAAAACCUGAUAUAUUCAGUAUCUCUUAGGGCUUUGACACAACAACAUAUUUGGUAGCAAAGUGGUUCCUUUUCUCAACACUUGGAUGGAGCUUUGAACUGCUGGACAGAUGACGAGUUCAACUAAACACUCCUCAUCCCAGUUUAUGUCAUACAACUGCCCUUUAAAAAUAUUGAUGUCAGCUGCACUGAAAUUAGAGGAACUGAAUCACGGGACACUUCUCCAUACAGGAAGGGGAUUCCUGGAUGUGGAAAACAUUUGCAUGCUCUGCUUUCUUGCAGAGUGUCUGUUUGUUGCUUUCAGUAACUGCAUUAGAGAUUUUUUUUCUGCACAGUCCUAGAACUGGUUUGUUUCCAUUUGCUUUUCUCUUUUUCAUUUUUUUUUUCCCGGUUCUCUUUAUUGUACGUUACAAAAUAUUACAUGGACAUAUCAAAUUGCCAGAUACGCGGGGAUCACUAAAUGGGGUCAAGAUUACAAAGCACUUACUGUACUAUACAGGAGUUUGCCACCUCUUGUUUGUAAAGGGGCAUCUCCUCAGCUGAAGCUCUUGUGGUUAUGAGUAAAAAUCGCACAGCUGUGUAUUCCCCUUUUCCUUCUUGUCAAGUCCUCUAAUUUGUCCUCUUUAUCUUUCACUUUUUUUGGUCAUAUUUUAUCCUGUCUUUGUUUAUAUAUAUUGUCAAUAUCUUUUUUUUUCACAUUUUGCAGCUCAUUUUGCUCUCCCUGCAUUUGGUCAUCAUGAAGCUAAGAAGCUUUUUUUUUUUUUUUUUUUAAGAAAUGUUUUGGGGAUAAGAGGCUUGUGCCUUUGUAAAGACAGAAUAAUAAAGUUUGUACUUUGUUUUUUAAAUCUUGGCCUUUUGUUUCUGUAUUUUCUGUGUCGGUUUCAGUUUAAAUAUGAGCUGAACUGAUGGGAUUGCAGAAUUUAGGGCAUUAAAAAUGACCUAACUGGUUGAAUUUGUCUGAUUUCCAGUUCUGGUUGACCGUCACUCCAAACAGUGUUGUGGAUGCACAAGUGU